This is a messenger RNA of Bactrocera tryoni, 1224 nucleotides long. RefSeq names its product endothelial lipase. The record is from RefSeq and is a predicted model, not a curated record. NCBI's taxonomy places the organism in Eukaryota, Metazoa, Arthropoda, Insecta, Diptera, Tephritidae. The transcript has 6 exons. Gene Ontology annotation, molecular function: lipase activity. Gene Ontology annotation, biological process: lipid metabolic process. Bases 1 to 1113 code for a protein of 370 amino acids.
AUGCGCGCCUUGAACGCCGUUCUAACGGUUAUUAUAUUGCAGAUUUGUCAGAAUUCGUUGUGCGCCAACCCGAUACAGGGUCUCUUCGAUCCUAAAUGUUUUGUCGCGCAAAGUGAGUGUCCCAACGAGAAUGUCACCUUCUGGUUGUACACAAACGCAACAGCCAAUACACCGGUGCAACUAAAUCCGCUCAGUCUACAAAAAGGCGAUUUUCCCGUGCGUCGACCUGUCAAAAUACUCAUACACGGCUAUACAGGACAUCGUGACUUUGCGCCGAACACCUUUAUACGCCCAGUGCUGCUGCAGCAUGAGGACGUUUAUGUCAUCUCACCCGAUUAUGGUCCGCUCGUGCGCGAACCUUGCUACACCUCGGCUGUGCAAAAUCUACCGUUGGCUGCGCGUUGUCUGGCGCAAUUGAUCAACAAUCUGGUCGAUCAGGGUAUCGUGCAAAAUGAGGACUUGCACGUGAUUGGUUUUAGUCUGGGCGCACAAGUGGCUGGUCAAACGGCAAAUUAUGUGACGAAAAAAUUGCAACGCAUAACUGGAUUGGAUCCCGCAAAGCCGCUGUUCAUCACCGCUGGCAACGAACGCAAGUUGAGUAAAGAUGAUGCGGAUUUUGUGGACGUCAUACAUACUGAUGUGCUAGGGCGUGGUAUGAUGCAUCCGAUGGGUCAUGUGGACUUCUAUCCGAAUUUCGGUUAUAUACAGCCCGGUUGUGAGGUGGAGGCUGAACCCGGUAGCUGUAAUCACGAACGCGCACCACGUUUCUACGCCGAAUCCAUCAAUCCGAAACAAGAAUUCUGGAGCAGCCGUUGUACGAAUUGGCUUUAUUUCGUGCUAAAUAUAUGCGGCGUGGAAUCGAAUGAUGCCAGGAUGGGCUAUCAUAUUGAUGAAAGCCUAACAGGCAUAUACUUUCUCAAGACCUCGAACUCUACACCUUUCGCGCUCGGCCGUAUGAAAGAUAAACCGCCAGAACAGCAGCCGAAUUGGCGCGCGAAUUACGAUCUCGAUAUGCUGAACGAAGAGGCUUGCGAUCAGCUGCUGAUGUGUCGCUUUCUACGCUACGGCGCCGAAUAUGGCAUGGAUGUGGACGUACCGCCCGAUUUUAGUUGAAUUCGACAAAUAUUUAAGUACAAAAGAUUUCCGUGUGGUUACAAAAGGAAGUCAAUUUAACGAGUAAAUAAUUGUUUUUGCCUAAAAUAAUUCCACAUACUUUAGUUUAAG